CUACCUUCACCUGUCCCCCUCUACUGCUUAACUACCAACUGACCCGCCCCCCUCCAAAACCUUCCUCCCUUCCUCCCAAUUUCUUCAUCACCUAGAAAUCUCUCCUAAGGGAUCCAUGUUUGAUCCCACUUGUUCCAUUCCUUUUUCCUACUACAGAUCACUUUGAGAAAAAAUGUCCGAUCGCGAGGCCACCGCUGAGGAUUCCUUCGACUCUCUUACUGCAGCCGAGAAGGUGGAUGUAGUCCGUCGUGUUGACAGUGCCCUCUGGGGCCUCCGUGAAGACGAUGUAGCUAUUCGCAAGGCCAUGCUUUGCAUGAUACAGAUGGACGACGAGACUCUAAAGAGCACUCGGGAGCGGCUCCUUGGAAAUAAGCAGUUGGCGGGCGUAACUAGAUCCAUACAGAUCUCAACCGUUUUUGAAGCGCAACCCCACCACCAUUCCAUCACAGGGCCUUCAGAGACAACAGCACCGGCAGAGUCGACUUCAAAUUUGCUGCCGUAUUCCGAUGAGGCUGCUAUAAGCAGCGACACAGCACCGAACAAUCCUUCUCGAUCUCGCCCAAGAGCUGAACAUAUCAAUACUCUCGGAUCUCGUAUGAAUCUAGGCGACCAACCUGCACCAUCCAACCUCAACAAGCGUAAAGCUGCAGAAGUUCCUGAAAUAGAGCGACAACCAAAACAAAGGCGCAAAAACAAGCAACAUCGGAUCUCAAAGAAGGCGGAUGGCUCGCAGGUCGCCGCCAGGCCUAAGGUUUAUGAGUGGGUGAAGCCACUCAAGGAGCCCAAGGUCGGGUCUUGGAAGUGCCGCGUAUGCUACAACUGGAACUCUAAGUUCCAUCAGCGGUGCAAAGGUUACGAUAACUCGGACCCGGACGAUCAUACCAGAUGCCGUGGCCGAAAAUACUCUCACACCUUGUGUUUACAAGAGGCCGAUGGCAAGGCCGCAAGAGAAAAGGAACCAUAUGCCGGUGAGUGGCUAUGCCGCUUCUGCGGCUAUUGGAACCUGCGGUCGGCCCAAGACUGCGAGAACAAGGGGGAGGGCCUCGAUUUUGGAAUGUGUGCGAUCGACGUUGAAGAGGCUUGCGAGUAUCGACAGGAGGAAGACGCUACCCACCAGCGUCGUCCUUGA
Aaosphaeria arxii CBS 175.79 is the source of this 1129-nucleotide messenger RNA. RefSeq lists its product as uncharacterized. The record is from RefSeq and is a predicted model, not a curated record. NCBI's taxonomy places the organism in Eukaryota, Fungi, Ascomycota, Dothideomycetes, Pleosporales. The transcript is spliced from 2 exons. Bases 173 to 1129 code for a protein of 318 amino acids.